CAGAGGAUGACGGUGUAUCUCCAGUCCCGAUCUGAAGGCCCAGGAACCAGGAGAGCUGUUGAUGAGAUGGAGAAUGAAGAUGGCUAUAUGGUCCUGGAUUCCAAGAAUCGUUUCAAAUCCAGCUCUAAAGAAUGUUCCCUGUAUCCACCGUAUUAUUGUCUUAUGCUAGUAUGUGGCUGCAUUGGGAUCCUUAUUAUCAUGAUCACACUGAUUUGCCUGAACUUUUGGGAGGAAAAAAAGGAUUUCUCCCAGAAAGUAAAUAUCAGCUGUCUAGCAGGAAAUAAUCAUGUGUGCCCAAAAGACUGGCUGCUGAACCAAGGGAAAUGCUACAGGUUUUCAAUGCCUUCCAAAACUUGGAAUGAGAGUCAACAUGAUUGUGCGUACCUACAGGCACAUUUACCGGUGAUCCAAAGUUUGAAAGAGCUGGAGUUCAUACAGAAGAGUUUAAAACCUGGAAAUCCUGCUUGGAUUGGACUAUUUACUGCAUCCCCAGGAAAACAAUGGAUGUGGAUAAAUAAACACGUUUUUGUGGAAGAAAACAAUUUUCUCAUGAUUGGACCAACGGAUCACACAAGCUGUGCUGUCGCAACAAGAAAUCAGGUGUAUUCUGAAGACUGUAACUCCAACUUUAAUGGCAUUUGCCAAAGAGACGCUGUCUGAACAACAAAAACAAAUCUGUGCAUUUAAACAAAGAUUUGAAGCAAAUGCAUAUGGAUAAUAGUGCCUAUCUUUUUUUUUUUUAGCGGAAUGCAAAUUUGUUUCCUUUCUAUACUAUUAAAAAACAAAAUUCGACUGAGGAAAUUUAAAGAUAUAAUUGGCAUUAUUCAAUGAUUCGUGAACUGGGUAGCAUCCCACCAAGCAAGUAAAAAAAGAGCUCCAAUGAGCUACAGAGAGAAGGAAAGGCUUUUUAAAGGCAGACAGGGGUGACAGAAGGAAAUCAGAAACAAUAAAAAGAUUAUUUGGGGCAAGGUCACCUUUCUUUGGGGCAUGAAAAUGGGCCAUCGGGUGGAUUGCCUUAUUAGGGUUGACCAGAACAUUCUUGACUGACCAGUUAGGAUUGUAUUCUUGGGGAGAUCCAAACUGCAGUUAGAUUAGGUAUUAAGUUUUGGUUUCAUGACAGGUGCUUAGCAUGAAUGACUCCACUUUGGGCCUGUUGUCUCUAUUUUCACAGUACAAACAUAAAAUUUUCAAA
Messenger RNA from Prionailurus viverrinus (fishing cat), 1192 nucleotides. RefSeq names its product killer cell lectin like receptor F2 (gene KLRF2). The record is from RefSeq and is a predicted model, not a curated record. The coding region runs from base 7 to 660 and encodes 217 amino acids. Lineage: Eukaryota; Metazoa; Chordata; Mammalia; Carnivora; Felidae. The transcript is spliced from 7 exons.